AUGUGGGAACAUCGGAACUCGGUGCAACAUUUGGAGGACAACGUACAGCUACGCGAAUGUAGCCGAUUGGUGAACGACGGUAUACACUCUCAGUUUGAUAUGGGCCCAACCGACCUCCCUAAGGUAGUUCAACGCAUGCUCGCUGUGAAACGCCGAACUGUGUUGAACAAGCCGUUGGUCAAUAGGGAAGAGUGGCUGAAGCUGGUCAGAAUGGAACGCACGGCCUAUCGCCGCGCUCUGGCGCCCCAACGCCGUAUCCUUCACGGCUUCUUCCAUCCGGCCCAGGCCCCCUGA
Molecule: messenger RNA, 294 nt
Organism: Cylindrotheca closterium
Lineage: Eukaryota; Bacillariophyta; Bacillariophyceae; Bacillariales; Bacillariaceae
Source: the annotation of a GenBank genome assembly